This is a messenger RNA of Cuscuta epithymum, 2724 nucleotides long. The record is from the annotation of a GenBank genome assembly. NCBI's taxonomy places the organism in Eukaryota, Viridiplantae, Streptophyta, Magnoliopsida, Solanales, Convolvulaceae.
AAAAAAAUUACCCCCACUUUUCCCUCCUCCCCUUUUCCCCUCACCUCACUCGCAUAACUCCCUCACUCCCCCCGUUUCUUGAAAAUCAAAACACCCGCCGCCCUUGAGAGUCGAAACUCCUCUCCCCCAUACUUGUCACUCAUAUCCCCAUGAGGUCUCUGCGUUUGAGGUGUGAACCGGCAGCCAUCUCCGGAACGACGCUCGCUCCCCCCCUUCUGGUGUAACUCUUCUCAAUCGAAGCCCUGUCCAAGCGAUUUGAGGUUUCAAGCGAGGAGGCCCCAUCGUCGCGCACUUGUUUAGGACGACGAAGCUCACCAAUGGUGCGAACCCCACUGUCAGAGAUGGCGGAUCGGCUGAAGUUACACAUUCCGAGUGACGAGUAUUUCCCCGCGCAGUACUCUGUGUGUUCAGACUUUAGAAAUGCAGCCAAAUGGGUAAAAAAGAGGUUAACUGAAAGACAAAGGGAAGUGUUUAGGGAUUUACCAUGGGGGCAUCUGAUUGACAUCCCAGAGACAGACAAUUCUGGGCAAAUAUUGCACAUGCUGGCCUUACACCUAGUGAAGGAGCAACCGGAUGAUGAGCUGUGGUUUGCCAUUGGGGGUACACUGUAUAAGUUUACUUAUGUGGACUUUUGCUACAUAAGUGGAUUACCACACGGUGCUGAACCAGAACUUGAAGCAGCUGCGGAAGAAGAUUCUGAACAGGAUGGUGGACAUGAUUCUGGACACGAUUCUGCCGAAGAACAUGAACCAGUUGGGGCACUUGCUCAUAAAUAUUUGGGUGACAAAGUUGACAUUACCCACGUGACUUUCAAGAAUAGAUUAAAGAAUCUGAGGUUUUCCACACGUGCUGAUUCGAUGGAUGCUGUGAAGUUGGCCUCGUUGUACUACAUUGAGUGCGUUUUGCUAGCAAAGGACAACACUACGAGGAUAAAUGCAUCAUCAAUCAGAUUGGUGAAUGAUUUAGAGGCAUUCAGGAAGUGUCCGUGGUCACUUCGUUCGUACAAGAUAUUAGUGAAGCAUAUGAAGGACCUGAUGCAUGACCAACCUGAGAAGUUCAAGGAAAAAAAGCAGGCCAAUCCUAAUUAUAAGAAUGCGAAGUUAUCAUUGUACGGUUUUCCACUAGUUUUGCAGCAUGUCAGCUCUGUUCUUCCGCACCGUUCCUCAGGUGUAGUUGAAUUCGACAAAUUGACGUCGAAUCUCUACAAGCAUAAUCUCAACCAAUUUCCGGCGAAUUCCAAAGAUACACUCACAAUUCUUCUCCUCUUGACGUUAAUCUUCAAAAUUCUUGAUUGCAAAUAUGUUGCUUAUGCUUAAGGUUGAUGGCAGUUGGGACAACUCAUACGUUUUCUGUAACAAACGCUUUGGCUUAAUAGUACAUGACGGGACAUUAUAUGUUGACUUUGCUUCCAUGGUUUACUCAUGUAUUGGUGAAUCUGUUACCAAUACAAGGCUUAUAAUGUCUUACCUUGUAGAUUCAUGUCCACCUCCUGUUCUUGUUAAUGACGAUUCUAGCUUGGGAUUUUACUUGGCUUUAAAAAAAAUUGACAAUGACUAUGCUAAGUUUCCUUUGUGUGUUGAAUUGUUUACUGUCCAUUCUUCUGUAAAUCAACCAAUGUGUUGUGAGGCUUUUGCAAUUGAUCUUAAUAUUCCUUCCAAGUCAGCAGUGAUUAAUGUUCUAGGACAAGAUAUGUCUCCCAAUUUUCUUCCAAUUGAUCUCAAUGCUUCUGCCAGUGGUUCACUUGAUGCUUAGUCAAAUGGUAUUAGUGUUUCCGCUGAAUUUAGUCAUUCAAUCCCCAAUUGUAAUCAGUCAAUGCCUUUGGAAGAUACACAUUCAUAUUCUAAUCAAGUCUCAAAUUCAACUUGUCAUUUUGAUCAUUUGGAACAUGAUUUAAUAAUUUCUAGGAGUUCUACUGAUACUUCUUCAAGUGAAGCUAUUAAUUUGCAUUCAGAUGGUCAUUUUGAUUCAUUCUUUGUGGUUCCUGAUUUUAAAGUCAGUUCUCACUUCCAUCCAACUCAUAUAGCCAAACAUGUUGUAUACAAAACAAAAAGGCUUUGGAUUACCAUUUAAAGGUCUAUGCCAUUUCGAAUCAUUUUCAAUAUAAGACCAAAAAGUCAACCAAGAAAGUAUUGCAUGUUAUUUGUGUUGAUGUAGAGAAUUGCAUCUGGGCUGUUCGUGGAGUGAAGUUGUCUGGAAGUCACAUGUUCCAAAUUAGGAGGUUCCAUUCUGAUCAUACAUGCUCCAUUGACUUUAGACAAGGUCGACAUCGUCAAGCCACAUCUGGUGUUAUUGCAGAGCUUAUUGAUAGUAUAGAAUUGUUAUUAUUUAUGUUUGUAAUUUUAAUUAGUUUUAUUUGUUGUUGUUUGGGAAAUUACACACUUUUGGUGUAAUACUUUAUUUUUCCUAUUUUGUUUGUAAUUUGUUUAGAUUAGGUUUAUUCUGAGCUUUGACUAGGUGAAGAUCAUCAAGAGGAUCCUUAGAAAGGUCAAGGAAAGUGAAAGGGAACAAGAUAAAGUGAAAUUUUGGAAAAAUAGUCAUUUACUUGUUCGGGUAAAGCAUUUACCCGAUCGGGUAUUGACUUGAUCCGAAAAUCAAAUCUGAUUUGGAGGCAAUUUAACGUGCAGGCAAAAAUUUGGUAAAGAUUUGUCUUACUCAAGAAACCCGAUCGGAUUUCUCAAAAACCUGGUCGGGUAAAUGGCCUGACAGCUCCAAACACCUAUAAAU